UCGUUCGGCUGCGUUACAUCGCGACCACUGUGCUGCCUCUCUGUACGUUUCGUUCAAUUAUUCAAAUUAACACACCUUGCACACAAAAUUCGAACGAGUCGAUUUCAUUUCAUUUAUCAUUAAAUAGUCUACGUUUCUCUCGUUUCGAUGUUUCAACGUUGCAACGUAGUGGAUAGUUGAGAAAAUUCGAAAGUGAUUGUCGAAUAGGAAAUUUCUCCAAAGAACAUCUCCCUUAAUUUGGUAAACGAGUGACCUAGACAGUUUUCACCUAUAGUUUGGCCAUCGAUAUUAAAAUUCCGAUCACGCGGCCACCGGUGAACAUGAUUAACAGAUAUCGGUAUCGCAAUAUAUUUUUUGUACUAUCCUGUUUCUUUCUUCAGGUUCCGAGUUGCAUUCAUGUAAAUGGUCAUGGACGUUUAAUGGACCCACCUGCACGGAAUAGUAUGUGGCGUUUUGGAUAUCCGAAUCCUGUAAAUUACAAUGACAAUGAACUCUUUUGUGGAGGUUAUGCAGUGCAAUGGGUGGAGAAUAAAGGCCAGUGUGGAGUGUGCGGUGAUGCUUAUCACUUGAAAGAGCCGAGACCACACGAAGCGGGUGGCGAAUACGCAAAAGGCACUAUCGUUAGACAUUACACGGUUGGUCAGGAUAUCGACGUCGAGAUCGAGCUUACGGCCAACCAUUUAGGAAGAUUUGAAAUGUAUCUUUGUCCAAAUAACAAUCCAAGGCACGUAGCAAACCAAGAAUGCUUUGAUAGAUAUCCGUUAUAUAUAUCGGGAACCCGAGACGUCCGAUUUGAGAUACCUCCAGACACUGAAAGAAAAGCUAUAUUUCGGUAUAAGGUAACUUUACCACCGUAUGUUACCUGUACGCAGUGUGUGAUACAAUGGAACUAUUACACUGGUAAUAUGUGGGGCACCUGCGAAAAUGGAACCGAAGCUAACGGAUGUGGAAGACCAGAGACGUUUCGAAAUUGCGCUGAUGUGAGCAUCGUUACUAGCACAGCCGGAGUACCGCCGCUCUUUGUACAGCAGGACAAUCCCUUUUUGCUCUAUUACAAAGACUAUCGUUCUCCGAAUAACAUAUUUCCGCUUGUCGUUAGAUCUCAGGUAUGCAUGUCCACUCACCUUUAUCGGCGUAUACCAGGAAUGAAUGACUGGUGUCAAACCAACUGUCUUCGCUAUCCGCCAAAUUGCCCAACAGCUAUUUGCCAAUGCCCGGAAUUGUGUGACGCGAUUGGAGAUAUUGCUGGCAAAGACGGUGCAAGCGUUUAUUGCAUGGAUAAGUGUUUAGUAUACCCUUCCAAUUGCCCCUCUCAACGUUGUCGCUGUUAUUAGGCAAAUUUCAAUUACGCGCAGACAAUUUGGUGCGUAUGGAAUUGUAUCGUGAAUCUUUAGCUCUUAUUCGACGAUUAACGAUUAACAAAAUGAUUGUAAUUCGAUAAUGUUUAUCAAUUUUGGCAGAAAUAACUGGAACACCGUUAUGUCCAUACUUGAAGUUUAUUGUCAAGUGAGAAACUUAACUAAACAAUUGUAAAUGAUGACGCAGAAAUGAUAUCUAUGUUGUAAUUUUAUCGAAUUUGACAUUUGAUUACGUAUAGAAAUAUGACUGAUAUCUAUCGAAAAACUGCCACCACCGUCCACGAGAGCUAUUCCAUUUACUUUGUAACGAUCUAAUGUUAAUGCUUGAUAAUUCUAGUAAUCUCUUGAUAAUCUUUCCCAUUUGUGUUUUACGCGAUGAAUAAAUAUUUACAUAAUG
This is a messenger RNA of Bombus impatiens (common eastern bumble bee), 1755 nucleotides long. RefSeq lists its product as uncharacterized. Bases 321 to 1334 code for a protein of 337 amino acids. The transcript has 9 exons. NCBI's taxonomy places the organism in Eukaryota, Metazoa, Arthropoda, Insecta, Hymenoptera, Apidae. The record is from RefSeq and is a predicted model, not a curated record.